AGCGGCUGCAGUCUCCAAACGUUGGCUCAGCAGCUCUCGGCGGCGCCUGCUUUCAGUUUCGUGCAGAGUGCUGUGAAGCAAGAGGAGUGCCGCCGCUCUCACCGGAAUUCCUCUCAGGGAAGGAAGCAUUUUGGGGAAAACACCUCGAUAGGAUUGAGCAUUCCUGGAUCGUGGAAUAGAGGGGAGAGCACCCUUCUCCUCUCUCCUUAACGGCCUGCCCCAUGGAAACAACCUGCAAAUCCAGCUCAAGGCACAGGACUUGGCCCAGGUACCCAUGAGACCCUCUCCGCAGACACCCUAGAACAUCUAUGAUGAACCAGGAAGCCAAGUCCGGCUCCUCAUGGACUCCAUUAGCCUCCAGCUGGGUACCAAGAACCUGUGGGGUUUGCUCGUGGGGCUUCUCAGCAAAGACCCAGAAUGGCUGAGUGCCAAGGUGAAGUUCUUCCUCCCCAACAUGGACCUGGGCUCCAGGACUGCAGCCCUAGACCUCACACAGAGAGUCAUCCUACAACUCAGGGAACUGCGCAACCAAGGUUCGGCCACCUGGCAGGAAUUCAUCCACUGUGUGUGCAUGGAGCUGGACGUGCCGCUCUACCUGGAGGUGCUGCUGCUGAGCACUUGGGGCCGUGGAGACGAGCUUCCCAGUCAUUUGGCAGCUGGGGAAGAAAGCCAACCUGAAUCUCAGCUUCACCAAGGCCUCAAGCGGCCUCAUCAGAGCUGUGGGUCCUCACCCUGCCCAAAGCAGUACAAGAAGCAGCAGCAAGAGCUGGCCAAGAGGUACCUGCAGCAUCUGAGGACUUCUGCCCUGCAGCACUAUAGCGGCAAGCUUUCUGGGCCAGGACAGCCCCUCACCUUCCACCAGGCCUACGUCCCCCCAAUCCUGCAAUGGGGCCGAGCCACAGCACCCUUCGAGACUCAGGAGGGGGCCACUAUGGGGGGCUCCAAGGCAGAAGACGGUGCCGACAUGAGUAUCCGGGACCUCUUCAACACGAGGACUGACAAGGGCCCACACGUGGUGGUGCUCCUGGGGAAGGCCGGCAUGGGCAAAACCACGCUGGCCCACCGGCUCCGCCAGAAGUGGGCUGAUGGCCAGCUGGACCGUUUCCAGGCCCUGUUCCUUUUUGAAUUCCGCCACCUCAACCUGAUUACGGGUCUCUUGACGUUGCCCCAGCUCCUUUUUGAUGUGUAUGUGAGCCCCGAGGCGGGCCGCAAGGCUGUCUUCCAGUACCUGGAAGAGAAUGCUAAUGGCGUCCUGCUCAUCUUUGAUGGGCUGGAGGAGGCCCUCCACCCCUGUUCCAGCAAGGAGACUGGAGGUCCCGAAGCCCCAGGUCCAGCCCUCAGCCUCUUCUCCAGCCUCUGCCAUGGGACCCUCCUGCCCGGCUGCUGGGUCAUGGUUACCUCCCGUCCAGGGAAGCUGCCAGCUUUUCUGCCCACAGACGCAGCCACUGUCCACAUGUGGGGUUUUGAUGGGCCGCGGGUGGAGAAGUACAUGGGCUGCUUCUUCAGGGACCAGCCGUCCCAGGAGGCAGCCCUAGCAGAGCUGCGAGCAAACGGACAUCUCCGGAGCAUGUGUGCGGUGCCUGCCCUGUGCCGAGUCGCCUGCCUCUGCCUCCACCAUCUGCUGCCGGGCAGCUCUCCAGGCCAGUCCUCGGCCCUCCUGCUCACUGUGACUCAGAACUAUGUGCAGAUGGUGCUUGCCCUCAGCCCCUCUGGGCACCUGGAUGCUGAGUCCCUGCUGGGCCUCGGUGAGAUGGCCCUGAGGGGCCUGGAGACCAGGAAGGUUAUCUUCUCUACAGAAGACAUUGCUUCAUCCGUCAUGGCCUUCGGGACUUCCCUCGGCCUGUUGCACUCCUUCUGCAUCUGCACAGGCCCUGGGCACCAGGAGGAAGGCUUUGCCUUCACCCACCUCAGCCUGCAGGAGUUUUUUGCUGCCCUGCACCUGAUGGCCAGCCCCAAGGUGGACAAAGACACACUCACCCGCUAUGUCACCCUCAAUUCUCGCUGGCUGCUGCGGACCAAAGCUAGACUGGGCCUCUUAGACCACCUCUCCACCUUCCUGGCGGGUCUGGCAUCCCGCGCCUGCCAUCCCUUCCUCAGCCAACUGACCCAGCAGGAUAAGGUGUGGGUGGGCGCUAAGCAGGCUGCAGUUGUUCAGGCAUUGAAGAAGUUGGCCACCCGCAGGCACACGGGACCAAAGGUUGUAGAGCUAUGUCACUGUGUGGGUGAGACCCAGGAGCCUGAGCUGGCUGGUCUCAUGGCCCAAAGCCUCCCCUACCAACUUCCCUUCCACAAUUUUCCAUUGACCUACGUUGACCUGGCUGCCCUCACCAACAUCCUGGGGCACAGGGAUGCCCCUAUCCACCUGGAUUUUGAGGGCUGCCCCCUGGAGUCCCGCUGCCCUGAGGCCCUGGCAGGCUGUGGGCAGGUGGAGAAUCUCAGUUUUAAGAGCAGGAAGUGUGGAGAUGCCUUUGCAGAAGCCCUCUCCAGGAGCUUGCCAACAAUGGGGAGCCUGAAGAAGCUGGGGUUAACAGGAGGUAAGAUCACUGCCCGAGGCAUCAACCACCUGGUGCAGAUUUUGCCCCUCUGUCCACACCUGGAAGAGGUCAGCUUUCAGGACAACCAGCUCAAGGACCAGGAAGUGCUGGACAUCGUGAACGUCCUCCCUCACCUGCCACGGCUCCGGAAGCUUGACCUGAGCCGCAACAAUGUCUCCAUGUCGACCCUACUCUGCUUGACAAAGGUGGCAGUUGCCUGUCCUACCGUCAGGACGCUGCAAGUCAGGAAUGCGGACCUCAUCUUCCUUCUCUCCCCGCCCGUGGAGACAGCGGCAGAGAUACGAGGAGCCCCAGACCUACAGAAAAAUGCCAGCCAGAGGGAAGAGGUUCAGAGCAGAAGCCUGGCACUCAGGCUGCAGAAUUGUCAGCUCACAGUCAAUGAUGUGGAGAUGCUCAUAGCCCAGCUCCGGGAAGGUCCCCACCUGGAUGAAGUAGACCUCUCAGGGAACCAGCUGGAAGAUGAAGGCUGUCGCCUGAUGGCAGAGGCUGCACCGCAGCUGCACAUCGCCAGGAAGCUGGACCUCAGCGAUAACGGGCUCUCCAUGGCCGGGAUGCUCUCUGUGCUGAGUGCCGUGAGCACGAGCCGGACCCUGGCAGACCUGCACAUCAGCCUCAAGUACAAAACUGUGGUCCUCAUGUUUGACCCAAAGAUGGAGGAGCAGGAGGGGAGCCAGGAGAGGCUGAUGGCCCAGAUGCCCUUUACGCUGUCCCUGUGCUUCCCAAACAUCAGGCUGACGCACUGUGGCUUGCGAGCAGAGCACCUAGAGCAGCUCUGCACAGCACUGGGAGGAAGCUGCCGCCCCAGUCACCUUGACUUAUCAGGCAAUGCUCUGGGAGAUGAAGGAACAGCCCGGCUGGCUCAGCGGCUCCCUGGGCUGGGUGCUCUGCAGUCCUUGAACCUCAGUGAGAACGGCUUGUCCCUGGACAGUGUGAUCAGUUUGGCCCAGUGCUUCUCUGCAGUGCAGUGGGCUCUCCACCUGGACGUCAGUUUCAAGAGCCAAGUCAUCAUCCUGAGAAGUGAGAGAAGAGCUAGGGAUCUGUCAGCUGCUGGGUCUUUGCCAGAGUUCCCGGCUGGAGGCCAGUUCUCGGGGUUCGGUCAGUGCUGCAUCACCAGGAGCUUCUGCCUCAGGGAGUGUCAGCUGGAGCCCCCGAGCCUCACCCGCCUCUGUGAAACUCUGGAGAAAUGCCCAGGGCCUGUGGAAAUCAAAUUGUCCCACGGGAUCCUGAGUGAUCAGAGCCUGGACACCCUGCUGGGACGUUUGCCCCGGCUCCACCAGCUGAAGCUGCUGCAGCUGAGCCAGAUGAGACUGUCCCUAAGGAGCACCUUCCUGCUGGCUGACCUCUUCAGCCUGUGCCCACGAGUUCAAAAGGUGGAUCUCAGGUCCCUGAAUCACGUGACCCUGCACUUCAGCUCUAACGAGAAGCAGAAAAGUGGGCGUUAUGGCAUGUUCACGGGCUGCGGCCUCAGCCAGGAGCAUGUGGAGCCACUGUGCAAGGUGCUGAGAAAGUGUGAAGACCUCUACCAGCUGGACCUCUCCGCCAACCUGCUGGGUGAUGACGGGCUCAGGUGCCUCCUAAAAUGUCUGCCUCAGGUGCCCAUCUCUGGUUUGCUUGAUCUGAGUCACAACAACAUCUCUCAGGAAAGUGUCCUGUGCCUGGUGGAAUGUCUCCCCUCCUGCCCACGUGUUCGGGAGGCCUCGGUGAACCUGGGCUCCCAGCAGAGCUUCAGGAUUCACUUCUCCCAACAGGAAGAGGCCAGGAAAACACUGAGGCUGAGCGAGUGCCGCUUCGAGCCAAAGCAUGUGUGCAGACUGGCCAUCGGCCUGAGCCAGGCCCGACAGCUGACGCAGCUGACGCUGACGCGGUGCUGCUUGGGCCUGAAAGGCCUGACCCUCCUCCUGAGUCUGGUGAGAUGGCCAGAGGGGCUGCUGAGUCUCAGGGUGGAGGAGCCAUGGGUGGGCAGAGCUGGGGUGCUCGCCUUGCUAGGAGUCUGUGCCGAGGCCUCAGGCAAUGUCACCGAAAUAAGCAUCUCUGAGAUCCAGCAGCAGCUCUGCAUCCAGCUGGAAUUUCCCCGUCAGGAGAACCCAGAGGCUAUGGCCCUCAGGUUGGCUCACUGUGAACUUGAGACCCACGACAGACUCCUUCUCAGGCCGCUGAUAGAGACAUGUGCCAGGCUGCAGCAGCUCAGCUUGUCCCAGGUGAACCUCUCUGAUGCCAGCUCCUUGCUCCUGCACAGCCUGCUGCUGGCCCUCUCUGAGCUGAAGAAAUUCCGGUUGGCUUCCAGCUGUGUGAGCUCCAAGGCCCUGGCACGCCUGGUGUCUGGUCUGAGCCACUGUCACUACCUGGAGGAGCUGGACUUGUCCAACAAUCAACUUGGCGAGGAGGAUACCAAGGUGCUGAUGAGGGCCACUGAGGGCAAGUGCUGGCUGAAGAGGCUUGACGUUAGCAACUUCCGGCUGGGCAGCUCCACCGUGGCUAUGCUCGCUCAAGGACUAAGCCACAUGACCUUCCUGCAGAGCCUCUGUCUGAACAACAACGACAUUGGUAACAUCGGCUGCUUCCACCUUUCCAAGACUCUCAGAACUGCCACCAGCUUGGAGGAGCUGCGCUUGAGCUACAACCAGAUUGGAGACAUCGGUGCCCUUCUCUUGGCUGCCAUCCUGCCGCAGCUGCCUGAGCUCAGGAAGAUAGACCUCUCAGGAAAUGGCAUCAGCCCGGCUGGAGGAGUGCGCUUGGUGGAGUCUCUUGCCUGUUGCAAGCACCUGGAGGAGCUGAUGCUUGGCUGCAAUGCCCUGGGGGAUCCCACAGCCCUGGCCCUGGCCCAGGGGCUGCCCCAGCACCUGAGAGUCCUGCACCUGCAGUCCAGCCGUCUAGGCCCAGAGGGGGCACUGAGCCUGGGCCAGGCCCUGGAUGGAUGCCCAUAUGUGGAAGAGAUCAGCUUGGCAGAGAACAGCCUGGCUGGAGGGGUCCCAUAUUUCUGUCAGGGACUCCCACUGCUCAGGCAUAUAGACCUGGUUUCGUGUGAGAUUGACAACCAGGCAGCCAAGCCCCUCACCGCCAGCAUCGUGCUUUGCCCAGUCCUGGAAGAAAUCCUGCUGUCCUGGAAUCUGCUUGGGGAUGAGGCAGCUGCUGAGCUGGCUGGGGUCCUGCCGCAGAUGGGCCGGCUGAAGAGAGUGGACCUGGAAAAGAAUCAGAUCACAGCUUAUGGAGCCUGGCUCCUGGCUCAAGGGCUGGCGCAGGGCUCUGGCAUCCAAGUGAUCCGCCUCUGGAAUAACCCCAUUCCCCCCGACGUGGCCCAGCGUCUGCAGAUCCAGGAGCCCAGGCUGGACUUUGCUUUCUUCCACAACCAGCCACAGGCCCCUCGGGGUACUUGAUGGCCCCUCAAGACCCUUCGAAUCCAGCCAAAGGAUGUCAACUUGCAGCCACCAGGAUAGAGGGCUCAGGAAGAGCCUCAGCUGGGUGCCCCUGCACCUUGCCUCAGGAGGGAAAGACACAUUUGAUCUGCUACAGUCUUCAAGGAGGACUGUUUUGGAGCCAGAAGCCUCGUAAGGUCAAUAGACUACCCUGUAUCACACGUGUCAUGCAUGACCAGUUAGGGACAUGUGGCACAAUAAGGGUGUCAUGAUGUGACACAUGACACAGAAGGUCACACAUGGCAGAGUUCCGGUGGUUUUAUUUGGAAUGUGCAGUGUGGCCUGUGGGUCAGUGUCAUAGGUUCUAGGACCAUACAUGGCAGGACACAUGAUUGGUGAUCUAUAUAUGACAUAUGACAAAUGUCCAUGUCAUGUCAUGUGUCUGGCCAGAUGUCCUCAGGCUAGUCCAAGAUCUAAUUUAUUACUUUUUUUAAACCAAGUAUGUAUUUAUAAAUUGUAUUUCCAGAGCAGCUAAUCCAGAGAAUGUCUUCUGCCCAGAACUGGGAUAGGAACAAUGUCUAAGCACUGACCAGCCCAGUGGCCCAAGGGCCAGGGCUCUGGGCCAAGCCGAGGACUCAACCGUGAGGCUUCUGGAUGAGUCCUCUCCUGCCUCAAGCCUCAGUGUUCCCAUCUGUAAAUGGGAUGACCUCCUCCCUUUAAAUGCUGACUUCUAAGGACGUUAGGCCCAGGUCCAGGGAGAGCCAGCUUGACCUGGGGAGUGGAUGGGCGGUCUGUCCUGUCUAAGGAUCCAAGGGGUGGGCUCUGCCAAGGUCAUCAGGCAAGGACAUGGGGUCCAGCUACUACCUCAGCGGGAUCUGGGUGAGCUCCCGGGGGCUGCAUAUGUUCUACAGUGUUCUUGUUACUCCUAAGAGGGCACAGAGACGGCCCUGCUACACUCUAAGCCAGAGUGACUAAUAAAUGUGGAUGAUCUCCCAGCCUCUAACCUGAGUCUGAUGAGUCCUACCACCUCACGGAAGUCAGAAGUGGUUCUGCCCCGGGGUCUGGGGAACAGAGCAGACCACAGGGAGGUGUGCUGAGAGGAGCACUGGCCUGGGAGUCAGGAGACAUGGGGUCUAGUCCAUGCUCUGUCUCUACAUGGUCGUGUGAUUGUAGGUAAGUCACCUCCUCCACCCGGAACUCACCUGCACCAUGAGGGUGUCACUGAGGGGGUCAACGUGUUAGAAGUCUUCUUUGUUGGACUUGCAUUAUAUUUAAAUCCUUUUCUGAGUUCAUUGUCAGUGUUUAAAAUUGGGAACUUUUCCAUAAAAAUACACAUUUUCAGCUUCUCUUAGGUGCUAGUCUAAUAUUCCCACUAAGAGUCAUCUGCUGGAUCCAAAUGAGUGUGCCCUUUAGAUGUGGCACACAUCCCUCAGUUUGCCACAGUCCCCACCGCUCCCCAGUGCUCCCCUCUCCCAUUUGCUCCUUGCCUGGUCCUUGUGAGAGCCUGGAAAUGUCUGGCAUAGAGGGUUUCCACAGGUGGGUGGCACAUUAGGGACAUGGCUUUAGAAGUCAGAGGGACAUGGAAUGGACUGUGAUGUGACCCCUUGCUGCCUGGCUUCGAGGACAGGAGUGUUUCUGCACAUGAGUUAGUAAUAGCUCCCAGCCCUCAGGACUUUUGGAGGGGUCAGGGAAGCAAGGUAUACAAAGUCCCGAGUAUGAAGAUGUAGGUACUUGUUACAUACAUGCUAGCUCCCUUCCUCUUUUAGGGUUCAAU
Messenger RNA from Rhinolophus ferrumequinum (greater horseshoe bat), 7682 nucleotides. It is a transcript of the gene NLRC5, whose product is annotated as NLR family CARD domain containing 5. Lineage: Eukaryota; Metazoa; Chordata; Mammalia; Chiroptera; Rhinolophidae. The coding region runs from base 341 to 5929 and encodes 1862 amino acids. Gene Ontology annotation, molecular function: protein binding. The transcript is spliced from 50 exons. The record is from RefSeq and is a predicted model, not a curated record.